GCUGGGGGUUUGGAACUCCAUGCGUCAACAAUUACAAAAAAAGUAGGCCUAGUUGUUUAAACCACUUUAUUGCAGUCAUUUGACCAUUACAGCAGCCGUGUUGGCCUUCUUUAUCAAUGCAAAAAUGUUUUCUGAAAAAGAAGCAACUUAAUUCCGAAGUUACUAAUUCCGGCUCUUUGAAAUGAACUGUUCGAAAGAACCGAUUCGCGGGAUGAGCAGAACUUCACAAGCGCACGCGCAGGACUCGCGCCAAAACGAUCUCGUCGCAAUAAACAAAAAUCAUUAUAAUACUAAAGAAAUUUUUUGGGGUUUAAACCACAGAUACCUCUUAAACUGCUUAAUGAGCGCUUCUGAUUCACAUCUUUUCUCUUCAUUGACGCAAUUUUGUACUGACGGUGUGUGAGUUGUCAAGAUGUGGAGGAAUGAAAACCAGAGACCAAACGCAGGCUGUCUCUCCGUGCCUCUGUUUAAUCAAAGGAAGAGGAGCAGGCUGCCUUUGACGUCUAAUCCCUCUGAGAGCGAUCUCUUCACUGCCAACCACUACAAUGAGACACAAUCCUCUUCUGCUCUUCCCACUUUAGGUCAGAGUGGUCAGUGGAACCAGCGAGCCUAUCUUUCAUCUCAGCAAGCCAGCAUGAGAUCUGCUGCUUCACCUGGUGUGGCGGGACGAGGAUAUGCACCUUUACCUCACCCAAAAAAACCUGUCUAUGCCCGGUCACAGACAGGGCAACAAAGGCCUCCAGUGAGACAGGAUUCAAUGCCAGCAGUUGGAUCCCAGCUUCAUGUUGGCUUUCCAACCAGCAGCUCUGUCUCGCUCGGCCAGCCCACAUGGUCCUGCGGCAUCCAGAAUCAACAGUCAUUUAAUAGACCAACAAAUUCUCCCAGAAUGCCUUACCGUCCCCAGCAGUGUACCCCCGUAGCAGGAAGCACUCAGGGCCCCGGAGCUCAGAGUCACAGCGGAAAGUGGAACUUCAGACCUGUUGGACAAUCAACCAGUGGAAUGUGGGCAAAAGAAAAGAUGGACACCUCAAGGGUCCAGACCACCCCUCAGAAGCAGAAGCCCCCUCGUGAGAUAUCUCUGCGUCUUAUUACUGCUGUUAUUGAAGGAAUGAAGCACUGGAGCCAGUACAAGAACAGAGUACCAAUGCUGUUUGAGAUCUUUGCAACACUGGACUCUGCAGUUUCAGUUGAAGAACACGGAACAAAGAAAUUCCUCAUGAGGGAUGGUAAAGAGGUGGUCCAGUGCCUUUACUAUGAAAUUGAUCAGAUUCUGCCCAGACUGAUCAGAGGUCAGGUGCAUCGCUGCGUCGGAAACUACGACAGGGAUAAGGACACAAUGACUUGUGUGUCAGUUCGAGCUGCUUCGAUGUCAGAACAAAGAAAUGCGCAGGAGGCUGUGAGAGCGUCAGAUGCAGAGAUGAGGGAUGUGGUGCUCGCUCUCAGUGAGAUCUGAUGUGGAUCGAGUGAGUAACACGAGAAAGAUUCAAGUUAUGGUUGGUUUUGUUUUAAUUGUGAAUUAGUUAAGAGAUGACAUAUAAUUGUCAGUGAAGAUAAAGCAGAAUUACAGUAAAUCUGUAUCUGGAGAUUUUGAUUCUGUGCGUGAUGAAUGAAAAUUACUUUGCAUUGUAGUUAUGAGAUCAUUUAAAUGUAUUUAUAAUAUUUGAGUUACAAUUGAGAUGCAUUUAAAAUAUUUUAAUUCUAAUUUAUAUGCAUGUCUAAUUGGAAUAUUGAAAUUUAGAUCCAUUAAAAUAGAGUUUUUAAGUUAUUGUAAUUUAUUAUAAGUUACUGUUAUAAUUUAUUUAUUUAUUUAUUUAAAUUUAUAUGCAUAAUAUUUGAGUUAGAAUUUAUAUGCAUUUAUAUUGUU
Megalobrama amblycephala (Wuchang bream) is the source of this 1864-nucleotide messenger RNA. Its product is annotated as spermatogenesis-associated protein 22. Bases 413 to 1453 code for a protein of 346 amino acids. The transcript is spliced from 8 exons. NCBI's taxonomy places the organism in Eukaryota, Metazoa, Chordata, Actinopteri, Cypriniformes, Xenocyprididae. The record is from RefSeq and is a predicted model, not a curated record. Gene Ontology annotation, biological process: meiotic DNA repair synthesis; regulation of meiotic cell cycle; homologous chromosome pairing at meiosis.